CGCAACCCACCAUAUAUACCGUAUUUCAUUUUUCACUGUGCGGCUUUGGCAGUGUUUCUUUUCUUCCACAAGUGUGUGGUGGUCCUCCUCCUCUUCUUCUUUUCCUCGUCUCGAUAGGUUGUGACGCGCAAAAAACGCCAAGAUGUCUGAGAAAAAGAUGACUUCAAGCCGCAGGCAUCACCUGAAGAGUCUGAUCCUGUCGAUCGCUGCAGGAUGGUUGGAGCAGGAGAAGAAGGACCUGGUCGCGGCCAAGGAGGCCUACAUGUCCGAGAACUGUCCUGCACCGACGAUGAGCGGAGACCACGCCGCCCUCAUGGAAAUCUGCAAGAAGAUCAGCGCCCAGAUCGAUAAGAUUGAUGAGGAGAGGUACGACAUCGAAGCCAAAGUGCAGAAGGCCGACAAAGAGAUUGAAGACCUGAAGAUCAAAGUGGUGGAUCUGGCCGGAGUGAAGAAACCUGCCCUGAAGAAAGUGCGUAUGUCCGCUGACACCAUGCUGAAGGCUCUGCUGGGCUCCAAACACACGGUCAACAUGGACCUCAGGGCCAACCUGAAGCAGGUCAAGAAGGAGGCCAAAGAGGAGCCGACUGAAGCUGCAGGCGACUGGCGUAAGAAUGUGGAAGGAAAGGCUGACAGGAAGAAGAUGUUCGAGACUUCCUAAACGUAUUGCUGCUGUUUGUCUUAUUUUUUUUUUGUCUGUUUAUAUGAACUCCACAUGUCUUAUAUGUGUUGGUUGAACCAGGAAGUCUGGUUUUAAUGUUUCGGGUUAGCAUGUCCGAGAGAAGUCGCCCUGCAGGAAAAGUUGAAGCUUUAUUGAGGAUUUUAACUGUAUUUAUGGGGGGGGGAGUUUAUGAGGGAGUUCCCACACCAACACACAACACCAUGUCUUAAAACUCCACACAUUCAGGGAAACAUUCACGCAAACUGAACCACGUUGAAGAAACAAUAAAGUCAAAUGUGGAAGAAAA
Messenger RNA from Perca flavescens (yellow perch), 965 nucleotides. Its product is annotated as troponin I, fast skeletal muscle. Gene Ontology annotation, cellular component: troponin complex. Lineage: Eukaryota; Metazoa; Chordata; Actinopteri; Perciformes; Percidae. The transcript is spliced from 7 exons. The coding region runs from base 143 to 658 and encodes 171 amino acids. The record is from RefSeq and is a predicted model, not a curated record. Gene Ontology annotation, biological process: skeletal muscle contraction; cardiac muscle contraction.